AUGAAUCAGAAGAUGGCUUCUGAGGUGUUUGAGCUGAAUGAAACUAUCACAGAGAAACAGUCUGAUAAGUUUAACAAAUAUAAAGACUCAGUUGAAGAUAUCAGUGAGAUGUCAGAUAAUACAGAGAGCUUAAGUAAUCAGAACAAUAAUAGCUCUGUGAGUGAGAAGACUCACAUGAGACUAGAAAUUGCAAGACUUCAGCAUGAAGUCAAGCAAAUGAAGACAGACAGGGAUGAAAAUGAAGAGCUUAGUGCAGAUUUAAUGAACUAUCUUUAA
This is a messenger RNA of Blastomyces gilchristii SLH14081, 276 nucleotides long. RefSeq lists its product as uncharacterized. Bases 1 to 276 code for a protein of 91 amino acids. The transcript has a single exon. NCBI's taxonomy places the organism in Eukaryota, Fungi, Ascomycota, Eurotiomycetes, Onygenales, Ajellomycetaceae. The record is from RefSeq and is a predicted model, not a curated record.